Messenger RNA from Trematosphaeria pertusa, 4027 nucleotides. RefSeq names its product ARM repeat-containing protein. The transcript has 4 exons. Gene Ontology annotation, biological process: astral microtubule depolymerization; mitotic spindle assembly. Gene Ontology annotation, cellular component: cytoplasmic microtubule; spindle microtubule; mitotic spindle. Bases 79 to 3696 code for a protein of 1205 amino acids. Lineage: Eukaryota; Fungi; Ascomycota; Dothideomycetes; Pleosporales; Trematosphaeriaceae. The record is from RefSeq and is a predicted model, not a curated record. Gene Ontology annotation, molecular function: microtubule binding.
ACGCAACACCAUACACACACACGCCCGCGCUGCCUGAUGUGCCCCUCUGCAAACACCGCUCAAUAACAUUGCCUCGCCAUGGAGGAGCAGGUCGCCACCCUCCUUGCAGCGCUGAAGAAGCCGUCGACCAAUGUCGAGAGCAGACUGCAGCUGUUCAACAAUCUGAAGUCAGGCAUCAAGCACAAUCGCGUCCCCGAGAGCUGCCAGGCCCCCGUCUUCGAAUGCAUCCGCAUCGCCAUCAGCGCCACCACCUCCGCAGCGCUUGUGACUGCCGGAUUCGCGACACUGACCCAUUUCCUGAAGCGCCUGCAGCUCCAGAAAGAGACGUCCGUCAUCACGUCGCAGUCAAACAAGCUCCUCGCCAUUCUGGUUGACCGCCUGGGCGACGCGCGCGAGAGCCACCGCUAUGGCGCCUCGAACAUUCUGGCCGACCUGCACCAGCUGUUCCCGGCCGAGGUCGAGACCGUGAUGCACAAUGCCAUGAAGGGCACCAAUCCGCGCGCCAAGGAGACGUCGAUGCAAUGGGUCGUCAAGAUGAACAAGACCGAGAGCCUUCCCUUCCGUAGCUACGUCGCCCAGCUUGUUGCGAACCUCGAGGACGCCGACGCUGGCGUACGCGAAGCUGGCAAGUCCGCUGUCGUUGAGCUCUUCCGGAAAUCACCCGAGCAUGCGAAAGCGAACCUCAAGAAGCAGCUCAUCAACCUGAACGUCCGGAAGACCAUCGCAACCUACAUCCUCUCACACCUCGACGACGCAGCGCCCGCAGAAGCAGAAAUGCCCCCCCCGCCCCCGCCACCCCCUCGACCCAUAUCAGCCGCGAGGGUAGAGUCACUCCAGCCGGAUACCGGAUUCGCUGAUAGCCUCUUGUCCGAGGUGCCGCCCCCCUCCGAGCCCGUUUCCAUGGAGCCCCUGCACAUCUACACUCAGCGCGAGCUGGAAGACGUAUUCCGCGAGAUGGCGCCACAUUUCGAGGGUAAGGAGACGGAGCAGAACUGGAUGGCUCGAGAUAAGAGCGUGCUCAAGCUUCGCCGGAUAACCAAGGGGAAUGCGCCAUCAGAGUUCCACGCUGCCUUCGUAGCGGGCAUCAAGUCUCUGUUGGAUGGCAUUCUCAAGGUCGCCAAUACCCUGCGCACCACCAUGUCGACGAAUGGGUGCCAGCUGGUUCAGGAGCUGGCUAAGACGCUUGGAUCCUCUAUGGAUUCCUGGGUGGAGAUCCUGCUUCAGAACUUUAUCAAGACGUGCGCUGCCACCAAGAACAUUACUGCACAGAACGGAAAUACCACCGUGGACAUUAUUUUCUCGAACGUCUCCUAUGCGGGACGCUUGCUCCAGCAUGUAUCCCUUGCAUCGCAAGACAAGAACGUUCAGCCUCGAUCAUAUUCAGCCGGCUGGGUCAAAACGCUUAUCCGAAAGCACAAGUCGCCUAUCGAGCACUCGGGAGGGCUUGAUAUGCUAGAAAAGAUCCUUAAGAGGGGCCUUGCUGAUGCUAAUCCAAAAGUUCGGGAAGCUUACCGGAGCACGUACUGGACAUUCGCCCUGGUCUGGCCUCAGAAGGCUGAAAUGAUGUAUGAUACCCUUGAGAAGAGGGAGAAAACGGCACUAGAUAAGGACCCGAACAAUCCAAACGCGUCACUCGCAUCGUCCCAAAAUAGUGUUUCGUCAUUCUCCAAGUCCGUCGGUGCUGGUGCCGGUGCUGGUGCCGGUGGCGCGGCUGCACGAAACGCACUGAAAGAGAAGAUAGCUGAACAGCGGAGGGCGAAAUUGGCGGCUGCGAAAGGUGUCCCUGAGCGCCCCAAUUCUGCUCAAGCAAGCUACUCACCCGUCAAAUCGCAAUCAGCAAAGUCUCUAGGCUCUAGGACUGCAUCUACGGCGUCCACGGCAUCGUCGACCACCGCCCGGCCGCCAUCAGCACUUGGGGGCUCGACGAAAUCGGCUCUGGCAGCGAACACUAGUGGCACCGGGUCACUAAUGGGCGGUACUGCCCGACGGCCAAUUCGACCUCGUCCCGAGCUCCAUAGGCCUGCGACGGCGGACCCCUAUGCUAUACGACGAACUGGUAAAGUCACGCCUUCCAUGACACCAGAGAAGACUCCGGCCGCCACAACGGCCAAGAAAUCUGCCAUACCAAAGAGCGGCGUUCGCCCCCGUGCACAGACUCAGAACAGCAACAGUCCGAAUAUCAGCCCAAUUCGGACCAAAUCUAGGUUAGGCGAAACCGCAACACAUCGCAAGACACCCAGCGGAAGCUCUCGACACGGAAGCCCAGCUCUUAGCCCAUACAAAGACGAGGAUUUGACCAUGGUGAAGCCGUUUGUUCGGUCGCAGAGCCAUCACGAGCCAGGUAUUAUCCCAUUCCGCCAGAGGAACGGAAUGGAGAAGAGUACAUCUGUUGACAGUGAUGCGAUCGAUGUAGGAGAUGAAGAUAAUUUCACGAUGGUUAUCCCGAACCUUGGUCGGCCACCAGCGCAGCCCGCCCAGCGCAGCCCCCCAAAGCCAACGCCAUCUCCAGGGCGGUUGGCGCCUGCGAGUCCCCGAGUUUCACCGCUUAAGAGCCCUAAGUCGGUGGGCGAUAUCAACGGCAUCGCAGCGACACGAAGCACGCGUAUGAGGUCGCCGGACCACCCGAGCACGCGUGGCACAGAUGCUGCAGAAGAGGUCCAGGUCUACGAAGACCCAUUCGUUGGCGAUGAAAGCACGGCGGUAUCACAAGAAGCCGAAAAACCAGUGCUCGAGGAGCUGCCCCUGAACGAAAAGAGCGCUGAGCGGAGGCAGAGCACCGAGAGCUCGAGCAGCCACACCAUGAUGGGUGAGGCGUCCGUGCAGCCUGUCCGAGGCCAUCUUAAGACUACCAGCACGGGAAGUGUGAUGCACGCAGAGGCGCCUGAAGCCGGACCUGAGGUGCUUAAGAACAGGCAGUUGCUCGCAAGUGGUAUUAAGAAGAUCCAAAGCCGCACCGUCGAAGCGCACAUGUUCCGUCGCCUUCAGGAUAUGGUGAAGUCGAACCAAGAUCUCUGGGGUCUGAACGACGAGAGAUUCGGAGAUCUCCUCCUUGCGUGUCUAGACUACCUCGAGACACCCACUGAGGCUUUGAAGACGACGCCUAUGAAGGCAGCGAAUCUUAAGGUGCAGGCCUUGGCCACCAUCCGCGCGAUGCUCUCUCUCUACCGAAAGGAGAGCGCUAUGUACUUCUCACGUGUAUUAGUCACCCUCCUGCAAACCAAGGCCCAGUACGAGAACCACUCACACAUUGCAACGGAUAUCGAAGCCACGGCCGAUGAAAUCACCAGGUACGGACAGACAUCCGACUGCCUCGAUGCCGUCCUCGCCCUUAUCGAAGAGACUCCUGCCUCGACACCUACCUCAUCGCCGAGCUCUAAAGCCUCUGUCGAAUCGACCGCUACCGUGUCGAACCGCACGACGACCAUGGCGCUGAGCACGCUUUCCUCCCUCAUUCAGAUCUCCGGCGCUAAGAGCGUUCCUCUGUCGCCUGAACAGACCGCUCGUCUUGGCAAGCUCGCUGUGCGAUGCCUGGAUGACACCGAUGCGGAUGUGCGCAAAGCGGAUAUUGAUGUCUGCAUUUCGCUGCACGAGCGCAUUGGGGGGGAGAAAGAAGCUUUCUGGAAGGCGGUUGCUGGGGCGCGGGAGCAGCACUUGAAUCUAUUGACUUACUAUCUUGCUAAGCGUGGAAAAGCUUAGAUGCUUCGCAUCUAGAAGGGAGAUGUGGGACAGCCAGCGGAAGUUGGUUUGAAGCCUAGAGUUCGAGAUCACGUACGCUUUUCUUUCUUUCAUCCCACCACAGCCUGGCGCCCAGGAGGCUUUCCUUGGUGUUGGGGGGUUGCGGGAGCCCCUGUUUUGACAAGGGCACAGGCGUUUUGAGAAAAAGUAGGCGGGUCACACCAGUCAUCUCUUUGCUCCUUCUCGUGUCAAUUCUAUGUUUGUAUACUGUAAGGAGUAGGUUUCUUGCAUCUGUUCAUUCGCCUAUCGGAUAGGGGUACGUAGUCUUCGUUUAAUAUAUGAACUUCUGAAA